CUCAGUAACUUUUUAAAUCCCGGCGCACACUCUGACCAGUUCACUGCAAGGACUCACUGGUGAGGGGAGUGAAUCAUAGAGGCCUGCACGAUGGCCCAGGCAGACAGCAAGGUUCUGGUUCUGGGAGCGUUGGCUGGAGUGGCUGGCAUUGGUUUGGCCGUGGUGUUUUACCAGGGCUUUAGGUCUAGGCGAAGAGCAUCCUGGCCGCAGAGCUACCUCAACCGCACUAAUGCACACGGCGCCGGCGUCAUGUUGGUGGACGGCCCAGGUCUGCCCAGGGGUCAGGCUGAGGUGCUGGAGCGCCUUGAGGCCCUGAUCCAGUGUGUCUCCGAGCUGAAGGAUGAGAUGAAGUCGUUGAAGAACGCUCUGCCGACGCUGCAGGACCAAGUCAGGGAGGAACUGAGGGGACGCGAGGAGUCGCGCCGAGCCAGCCCUCUCCACAGGACCACGCCGACGCGAAGGAAAAGGGCUGCAGGAACAAUCGCUGGAGCCAGAGCUGGAGGCCGGAGCUCGGAGGAAGCAGAGAGUGAGGGAGGGUAUAUGACCGCGCUGACGGACUCUGAGGAAGACGAGCAAAGCGAUGUGGAACAGAGGGACGAAGAGCAACCUGCAGACAAGUUAUGUGUUCUCCUCGAGAGGAUUGACAGUUUGCGUCAGGGCCCCGAAUCGGACAAAAGGGAAAGCCUCGGCCUCCUUUUGGAGCAGAGGGAGGAGUUUGGACACAACUCCCCAUUUCUUUGGCGGCUAAUUCGGGCUUACUGCGAUGUUCACGACGUCAGCUUCACUCUCGAGGAAAAGAAGACCGCUGCAGAAACUGGGAAGAAGGUUGGCGAGGAGGCAGUGAGCUUGAACCCUACGUGUGCUGAAAGCCAUCAGUGGUAUGCCAUCAUGUGUGGAAUUAUGGCCGAGUACGACACAGUGCAGAACAAGAUAAAGAACGGAUACAUCUUUAAGGAUCAUCUGGAUAAAGCCAUCGAGCUGAAGCCCCAAGACCCCAUGUCCUACUACCUGCUGGGCCGCUGGUGCUACGCUGUGGCUCAGUUGUCAUGGAUCGAGAGGAAAGUUGCUGCAACGUUAUUUGGAGAGCCUCCGAGUGCAACAGUUGAAGAUGCACUGAAGAAUUUUCUAAAGGUUGAGGAGAUCCAGCCAGGAUAUUCCAAAUUCAACUAUGUGUUUCUAGCUAAGUGCUACAAAGACCUGGGGCAGAGGGAGAAGGCGAGGAAGAUGUGUGAAGCUGCUUCUUCAAUGAACACUGUGACCAAAGAGGAUCAAGAUGCACAGAAGGAGCUGGACUUACUCUGCCCAGCGCUUGGAGUGUGACGACAGACUCCAUCCUGUUUGUUGUUGUGUCUCCCACCACACAUUGGAGUGCCAAUAACAAAAGCACAUCAGACAAUGGCGCACCAAAACAACGAUGUUGGAAUGCGGUGACCACUGGAGGACCUCUCGCCCUCUUCACUCUGCCUUCAUUCAGACCGGCGUUAGUGCUCACUGACCACAUCUACAUGCAGACUUUGCACAUUUAUUUAAUCGUGCAGUUAACACACUCACUGGUGAUUAUGUUCCCUCAUGGUGUCUUUUCUUUUGUUGACUUUGGCAUCCAUCCAUUGAGGACAUUCAUUAUUCAGGUACCGCCUGCUACAGUUCAGCUCCUGUGACAGUAGUGUCACUCUAGUAUGACUGCAGUUAAUGAUCCAGACCUGGUACAUUCUUAGAUCGCCCUGAGUGCUGUCGGUUUUAAAUAUUUUUCCAAGACUCAUCUGAUACAGAUCUGUCAACAACCCUCACUGACAUGUUUUUCUUGGAACUCUCCGUGGGACUUUUCAUACAAGAAUAUAUCAGAGUUUAAAUGACUUUCAUUGGCCCAUGGGUGUUUGAUUUUUAGACUUUAAUUGAUACUUUAAUGACUAUACAUUACAGAACCUUACUUGUAAAGCAUAUUAAGGGGUUAUAUGAAUAAUCCGUACAGGUGUUUUGGAGAAAACUCCCUCUUUUUAAUCCAGAGUUCCUGUUGGAACUUUUCAGGGAGGUUUCUCUUACUUGGGGAUCCUUUUGAUUUCCCACAUGUUCCUUUUAGAACAUUGGUCUUAUAUUGUUUUUAAAUUGGUGUAACCUCAAAUCAUUUUUAUCAAGCCAUCUGGUUUAUUGGGAACGUUUCAGAUGCUAGAGAAAGUAGAGAGGCCAUCCAAAGUGCUAAUGCACAAACAUUAGAAAAAAAUGUUUUAAUGUUUAUAGAAGGCUGCGAUUACGCUGCAUAUGAAGUAUACAACAGCUUAUUAUCCUGAUUAAGGUUCCUUUUAGGUUUUUGUUUAGGUUUCAAUUAUUGUUAAAAAAAAAAAAAAAAAAAAAAGCACCCUGGUUAAGUCCACACAGGCCAUGAUUUGUCAUCCAUAAAGCGACAAAAGAUAUUCAUCAGGCUUCAUCAGUGCACUGAAGAACAAAUACCAUAUAUUAGAUUAAGGUGUUUGAUAAAUGCAUGUUAAUGCAUUCUGACUGAGAAAAUGGAGGGUACGUUUUGGGUUUUGUCAUCUGUGUUUCUCUCUGUGACAUAAAUGUUGGCUCUCUAACAGAGGAUUUGGGCAUGAUGUGAUGAUUCAUACUUUACGAUUACAUUCCAGGUUGGGUAAUGCUACUAAAAUAUGACCUGAUCUGACUGAUGCAAUGUUUAAAUGUUUCACUUUAUGACUGUGUCAUGCAUUCGUAAUUAUGUUUCACCUUAAAAUGUGAUACGUGUGAUGCAUUUUGGAUGUGCAAUGAGGCAUUGGGCUUUGUUUACUCCUGAGAUUUGUUAAGACAGAACCUAUGGAGUUAGCGUCUGAUUGAUUUUUAACAUAUGUUGUUAAGGCUACGGGAAUUUAAAUGAAAAUUACAAAAAAUACUUUUUUAUUUGUGAGUUAACAGAUUUUUUUACCGGCACUACGAAUGUAUUUGAUUUUCUUGAAAAUGCCAGAACAUGUACAAUAUUUCUCAAAUCUCAUACACUACAUGGAGAAUAUACAGAAAAAAUAUCAUAGACUGAAUGAUUAAUGGUACCAGAGUGUAUAUUAAAUCUGUGCAAUCCUAAGAGAAGGUGUCAGUUUGUUACUUGUCUUGCAUGCUUAAGAGCUUGUUUGUGUGCUUGUUAGUUUUAUUGCAGUUCAUGAAGAGUGCUCUUCUCACUACACUCUUUGUAAUCUCUAACUUAUAAUUAAAAUGUGCUGUGAUAUUUAUUGGGGGGGGUCAUAAACUACGUUGAUUUUAAUCAGAAAAACAAGUAAAAAUGUAAGAAGCAGGCUCCUGCAUGACUUUGUGACUGGCGUUCUCUGGCAUCCCUUCCCUUUUCCCCAGACUGUUCAUUUUGUGCCAGGGCAAUUGGGAAUUUGUUACUGGAUC
Messenger RNA from Anoplopoma fimbria (sablefish), 3372 nucleotides. RefSeq names its product regulator of microtubule dynamics protein 2. The record is from RefSeq and is a predicted model, not a curated record. Gene Ontology annotation, molecular function: microtubule binding. The transcript has 12 exons. Gene Ontology annotation, cellular component: spindle microtubule; cytoplasm; mitotic spindle pole. Bases 91 to 1320 code for a protein of 409 amino acids. Lineage: Eukaryota; Metazoa; Chordata; Actinopteri; Perciformes; Anoplopomatidae.